Molecule: messenger RNA, 1742 nt
Organism: Ctenocephalides felis (cat flea)
Lineage: Eukaryota; Metazoa; Arthropoda; Insecta; Siphonaptera; Pulicidae
Product: zinc finger protein rotund-like
Exons: 2
Coding region: 1-1440 (479 amino acids)
Biological process (GO): regulation of transcription by RNA polymerase II
Cellular component (GO): nucleus
Molecular function (GO): DNA-binding transcription factor activity, RNA polymerase II-specific; RNA polymerase II cis-regulatory region sequence-specific DNA binding
Source: RefSeq, a predicted model, not a curated record
AUGGCAGAAAUACCUGCCGGCGAUUACGGACACGUGCAUCGAUCGAUAGAUCAAUUGCGUUCGAUGAACGCACUGAACGAACGAGGACACUCAUUAAGCGUGACAGAUUUACGUCCGUUGGAAUACAAACCGUACGCUGACAGGCCGGACGACCGGGACGGAUCCGGCAUAAGCAGGAAUGGAGAUCGGGAUGAUUCAGGAGCCGGCAAGCAAUCAUACAGUGCACCAUCGACGCCCCCGACCCCUUUAUCAGUGGCCGAUGCACAAUUGCAGGACUCCAAGAUAUUUGGAUCGAAAGCUGAUCUCCAAUUGCAUACGCAAAUACACAUGCGGGAAGCGAAGCCCUAUAAAUGUUCGCAGUGCUCAAAAUCAUUUGCCAACUCCAGCUACCUGUCUCAGCAUACGAGAAUCCAUUUGGGCAUUAAGCCGUACCGCUGCGAGAUAUGCCAGCGGAAAUUCACUCAACUAUCACAUCUGCAGCAGCAUAUUCGCACGCAUACCGGGGAUAAGCCGUACAAGUGCAGACAUCCGGGCUGCCAAAAAGCAUUCUCGCAGCUAUCCAACCUCCAAUCUCAUUCACGUUGCCACCAAACCGACAAACCCUACAAGUGUAAUUCUUGCUAUAAAUGCUUCUCGGACGAACCAUCACUAUUGGAACAUAUACCCAAACACAAAGAAUCAAAACAUUUGAAGACACACAUAUGCCAAUACUGUGGCAAAUCGUAUACGCAAGAAACGUAUCUCACGAAACACAUGCAAAAGCAUGCGGAGCGCACCGAUAAGCGGCCACCCAUAACCGGCCUCGGUCCUGGUGUACACAGAGGACACCACGGUUUGGGAUCUGAUGGACCCCCAUUGCCUGGCGGCGAUCACCCAUAUUGGCCAAAAGUCAGCCCAGAUUCAGCCGCUGGUUUGGCUGAGGCCAUGCAACAACAUGAGUUUGCUCAACAACAUCCCGCACCCGAUCAUCACUUGCAACAUCACCGAGGUUUAUUAGAUCAUCAUCAUCACCAUCACCGCAUGAACGGUGACGCAAGCGACGAAUUGGCUGCAGCGCGGCAACAUAGUCUGGGACUAGGUGGCCAUCCUCACGCGGGACACGGCUCGCAGGGCGAUCCACCUGCGCCACCUUCCACUCCAGUAGCAUCUGCACCACCGAAUUCUGCAUUCACCCCAAUCAACUCGAUGGCGCCUCACCUGAAUCCGCUUAAUUCUCACCUCAACCACCAUCAGCUGUCGCAGCGACCGUAUCUCUACGACACGAUUGGCUUCCAAAAGCAGACCGGACCGCAGAAUCCUGGUGGCAAUGCGUUUCCUAAUCAAUUGAUCUCUCUGCACCAGAUACGAAACUACGCGCACCAGCCCGGUCCAGGACUUAUGGGCGGCGACCACUUAUUGGGCGUAGGAGUCGGAGUACCUAUGAAGGACAAAGCUCAGUAACGAGUUGAAGUCCACAAAUGUUUUACUCAUUGUGCUGUAUAUAGAUAGUAUUAUUACUGGGACCCUUGUGUUAAUGUGCCCUUUCUUAAUAUGGAUACUUGUGUUAUGUGCGUGUACUAUAGGUUUCAUUUAAUUAAAUAAAUUUAUUAAAUUCUAUUAGAUAAGGUUAUCAUGCGGCAUAUUUAUUAAAUAAUUGCGGCCUUUUUUGUUAUUGUUGAACUGUUUCUGUUAUAAAUUUUGCACUGAUUUUUUUAGUGCAAUGUCGGAUGGAUAUGCUUGUCUUUAUAUUGGCCGGAUGUUGA